Messenger RNA from Folsomia candida, 1982 nucleotides. It is a transcript of the gene eIF2Bdelta, whose product is annotated as translation initiation factor eIF-2B subunit delta. Bases 275 to 1897 code for a protein of 540 amino acids. NCBI's taxonomy places the organism in Eukaryota, Metazoa, Arthropoda, Collembola, Entomobryomorpha, Isotomidae. The transcript has 4 exons. The record is from RefSeq and is a predicted model, not a curated record.
CAAACUGAGAUCGGUUGCGGCCUGGCUGUUCAUUUCACAUUUUUUACCACUAAACAUUGAACAUAUUUUAACAUGUUGAUUGCUUGCAUUUUAAGUUAAUUACUAAAUAUUUGUCUUUUUCUCUUGUAGUUUAUUAUACUGUUCAUAGUGUAUUCAAAUUGUCACCUCUGAUUGCCAUAUUCUUCAUCGCCAUUAUUGCAUUCGAAAAUCGUAUCCAGGAGAUACAAUCCUCAGAUUUAAGGACGGGAAGUACCAACUGAAGGUUGGAGGGUUGAUGGCGUCCGGCUUGGCGUUGGAGGACCGUGGGGGAGACGAGGAGGGAAGAAACGUCCUCCAAACUCUCGCCUCAAUCAAGUCGCAGAUAUCCUCGGUUCUUGGCCUGCUCCAAACGGCACACGUGUCUGCGGAAGGUGCAGCAGCAGCAGCAGAAAUGUCAUCACCAUCCGCUACAGUGGCAACAACACUCCCUGUCGACGAGAGUGAGGCGAUUUCUCGAGAUGAUGUCAAGGCACAGAGAGAGGCAAAGAAAGCGGCGAAGGCUGCUCGAAAGAAUAAAAGCUUGGGUGGCGAAUCCGUGACGGCAGAUGGAAAUAAGACAAUUUCGACGCCGAAGAAUAAUGCUCCCAAAGAAAAGAAAGAAAAAGUCUCAAACCCUGUAGGAGGUCCGAAGGUGCAUAAGGAACAAAAUCUAUCAAAACCGGAUAGUAAUAAGCCGAGUAAAUGUGAAGAUAAAGCAGAGGAGGUGUCCCAAGAGAAAAACCCACCUGCAAAACCCACAAACACUCCAGCUAAAAUCAAGGAAUCUAUUGAAGCCGUCCCUGAACCUGAAGUUGUUAACGCCAAGUCAUCCGCCACCAUAGAACCUGCACCCAAACCACGCCCCACUUUUGAAUCCCUCGUCGAAAAAGUUCACCCUAAAUUCCGCGAACUUGGUCUUAAAUACUCAAACUAUAUCCUUCGUGGUUCCAAUCAAAGAACUAUCGCCCUUCUCUCCACCACAAAGUCGUACAUUUUAGGAUAUCGUACACCAGAGGGAAAAGGAUUCAAGCAGGAUCUUUCAUCUCAGCUCCAAUUUUAUUACGAGAAGCUCAAGCUUUAUCGGCCAUAUGCUGUUGGGAUGACCACAGCGGUGGAAGGAGUGAAUGCUGCCAUUCGUGCAUUAGAAGAAGGCAUGUCUGAUCCGCAAUAUAAAGAGGAACUCGAAGAGUGGGUCGAUCGCUUCAUUGAAGAGAAAAUAACAAAAGCGGUGGAAGCCAUUGCAGAAAAGGGCGCAGAAAAAAUUCGGGAAGGGGACACCAUCCUCACAUUUUCGCUCACAGACGCAAUUUAUGAAACAUUCAAACUUGCUGGAGAAUCCGGAACGCGAUUCAAUCUUGUUCUCGCCAUCACCAAGUCAGAUCACUACCUUGCUGAGUACACCCAACUCAAGCAAGCCAUGGGCGGAGACGUAUUGAAAAGCCAAGUGAACAUCAGUUGUAUCAAUCUCUCGUCCAUUAUGUCGUUUAUUUCUUCGGUAGAUAAAGUAUUUUUAGGUGGACAUGCUCUGUUUACAACUGGGGGAGUUAUGGCACAUGCGGGGGCCAGUACCGUAGCCCUUUGUGCGAGCCAUCACAAUAUCCCCGUAAUCUUCUUUUGCGAAACUUAUAAGUUUUGUGACAAAUCCCCAACGGAUGCAUUCUACUCUGAUGUAUUCCCUGAAAAUAAAUUUGGUCUUGCCGUUGAUAAGGAAGUUGGGGUAGAGGAUGACGAAGGUUUAACUGUAGCUCGGAUUUGUUACGAUGUGACUCCGGUAGACUUGGUUACUUGUGUGAUAACGGAUAUUGAUAUGUUGCCGAGUUCUAGUGUGCCGGUAGUGUUAAGGGUGCAGGAAAGUAGACCCUUAACCAAAUGUUUGUGACCAUUUUAAUUGUAAACGUUUACUAUUAAACAUACUGUAUUCUAUACCAUGUCAAAAAAUAUUAAUAAAAUUUGUUUUACAUAUA